Messenger RNA from Oppia nitens, 777 nucleotides. Its product is annotated as putative methyltransferase-like protein 7A. Gene Ontology annotation, molecular function: S-adenosylmethionine-dependent methyltransferase activity. The transcript is spliced from 3 exons. The coding region runs from base 1 to 771 and encodes 256 amino acids. The record is from RefSeq and is a predicted model, not a curated record. NCBI's taxonomy places the organism in Eukaryota, Metazoa, Arthropoda, Arachnida, Sarcoptiformes, Oppiidae.
AUGUAUGUUUUGGACAAUUUGUCGACUAUUUUGUAUUAUACGUUUGCUGUAAUAAUAAGUGCUUUUUUACUACUGUUAACACUGUUGUAUGCAAGCGAACAGUUUCGCAAAUUAUGGUUUUCCUGGUUUUAUACAAUAUUUUGCACACAAUUUAUCAAAAGAGGAGGGAAUGCCAUUAGAGCCAAACUUUUUGAAAAACUUUCACGUUUUCAUACAGAGGAUCAAUCAAAACAAUUGGUGAUUCUAGAGAUAGGACCGGCUCGUGGAAACAAUUUUGAAUUUUAUCCAUCAAAUUGUCGUAUAAUAGCACUCGACUAUAACAGCUAUUUUGAGAAAUACUUUCUACAAAAUAAAUCAAAGUUUCCGAACAUAAUCUGCGAAAACUUUGUGAACGGAAUGGCAGAAGAUAUGCGACAAAUUCAAGACAAUUCUGUUGACGUUGUGGUCGCCACUUAUGUCUUGUGUAGUGUCAAAGAUCGCACUAAAACUCUCCAAGAAAUUCAAAGAGUACUCAAAAAAGGUGGAACCUACUACUUCAUGGAACACGUUGGUUAUCCCCAUACAUGCGUCAAAAAUAUUAUAUUAUUUGCCAUACAAUUAAUAUUACAACCUUUUUGGUACGCAUUCUUCGGCGGCUGUCAUUGUCAUCGACAGUCGUGGUCUCAUAUAGAAAGGGCUGGAUUUCAAAAACUUCAUUUAAAUUAUGAAUAUCCGACUGAAAUGGCAUUCAUAGCCAGAGCUCAUAUUUGGGGAACAGCUAUAACUCAAUAACUAAUG